Molecule: messenger RNA, 297 nt
Organism: Durusdinium trenchii
Lineage: Eukaryota; Dinophyceae; Suessiales; Symbiodiniaceae
Source: the annotation of a GenBank genome assembly
AUGGAUCGCGCAGUCCUUCUGAAUGACAUCACAAAGAUCGCUCGAUUGGCAUUGAAGUUUCCCCUCAGCUUUGUGGACUUGCCAGCCUGUGCUUACGCUCUCUUCCACGGGUUGCGAAGCGCAGAAUCUGCGCAAUGGUGCGCAGAGAACUUUCACAAAAAACUCCUGCCGUCUUUGGCAGAACGGAUCCACACGUAUGACACAGCCCAGCUGAGAAGACUCCUUGAACGAACACUAGAGGCUUUGGAUGCUGAGAUCCUCAAAAGUACUAGUCCUCAGCAAGUCGGGCCUGUGUAG